AUGAAAGGGCACGGCUGUGGGAAUAGGGAUGGACCCCUCUGCCCGGAUCUAACCCUGUGUUGUUGUUUUGUUUCCUCUUGUUGUUUUCAGCUGCAGACGUUCCAGGUGCCCUCCUGCGCCUCCAAGCAGGAGCUGACGAGCGGUGUGGCGGUGGCACAGGUCCUGCACAGGAUAGACCCGGGCUGGUUCAAUGAGGCGUGGCUCGGACGAAUCAAAGAAGAGAGCGGAGAGAACUGGAGGCUGAAGGUGAACAACUUGAAGAAGAUCCUGCAGAGCAUGCUGGAGUACUUCCAUGACGUUUUGGGCCACCACGUUUCCGACCAUCACUUGCCUGAUGUGAACCGGAUCGGGGAGCUCAAUGACGAGGCUGAACUGGGCAAGCUGGUCCAACUGGUGCUGGGCUGUGCGGUCAGCUGUGAGAAGAAGCAAGCUCACAUCCAGCAGAUCGUCACCCUGGAGGAGUCCGUGCAGCACGUGGUGAUGACGGCCAUCCAGGAGUUGAUGACGAAGGACCCAGCAGAUCCAGGGAGCCCAGAGACGUACGGAGACAUCGACAAUCAGUCCUGGAAGUAUUAUUUCUUGAGUGAGGCUCCGUCUGAGAAGGAAGAUUUGACCCUACGAUGCAGGGAGCUGGAACAGCAGGUGUCCUCUCUCCAGGAUGAGAGGAACGCUCUGCUGUCUGAGACCCGUGGCCUGAGAGAGCAGCUGAACCAGCGAGAGCUGCUGGACCCUCCCACUAACAUCACGGGCAAGAAGCUGCUGCUGCUGCACAGCCAGCUGGAACAACUGCAGGACGAGAACUUCAGGUUGGAGAGCUCCAGAGAUGACCUGCGCCUGCAUGCUGAGGAGCUGGAGAGGGAGGUGUCCGAGCUGCACCGUCGAAACGAGGACCUGAGCAGCCUGGCGGAGGAGGCCCAGUCCCUCAAAGACGAGAUGGACAUCCUGCGGCACUCUUCGGACAGGGUGAGCCGGCUGGAGGCGCUGGUGGAGACGUACAAGAAGAAGCUGGAGGACGUGGGAGACCUGCGCAGGCAGGUGAAGCUGCUGGAGGAGAGGAACAGCGUGUACAUGCAACGCACCUGCGAGCUGGAGGAGGAGCUGAGGAGAGCCGGCACUGUGCGCAGCCAGCUGGACAGCUACAAGAGACAGGUCCACGAGCUCCACAGUAAGCAUUCCUCGGAGGCGAUGAAGGCAGAGAAGUGGCAGUUUGAGUUCAGGAACGUCCACGUGAAGUACGAGGCCCUCCUGAAAGAGAAGGAGAGGCUGAUCGCCGAGAGGGACACCUUACGAGAGACCAAUGAAGAGCUCAGGUGUGUGCAGGUGGAGCAGACGUUCCUCAGCGAAGCAGAUUCCCUUCGUGAGGAAGGCGCCAGUUCAGCGGGCAACCUGGCAGCAGAGAUUAUGCCAGCGGAAUUCAAGGAAUCGAUGGCGCGGCUGCAGUCCGAGAACAGGAUGCUGUGCGCGCAGGAGGAGAGCUGCCGGCAGAGACUGGCCGAGGUGCAGGGCCAGCUGGAGGAGACCCGGAGGAACCAGAACUGCCUGGAGACUCAGAACCGGCUGGACCAGCAGCAGAUCAGAGAAUUGAAGGUGCAGGUGCAGGAGCUGCAGAAGACUCUACAAGAACAAGACAGCAAGACCGAGGACGCUAUUUCAUCCUUGUUGAAGAGAAAACUAGAGGAGCACCUAGAGAAGCUCCACGAGGCGCACUCGGACCUGCAGAAGAAGAAGGAGUUUAUCGAUGACCUGGAGCCCAGAAUCGACAGCGACUCCGCGAGGAAGAUUGAAGAGCUCGAGGAGAUCCUGAAGAAGAAAGACGAGGACAUGAAGGCGAUGGAGGAGCGCUACAGGAAAUACGUGGAGAAGGCACAGACGGUUGUUAAAAGUCUGGACCCAAAGCAGCAGCCUGAUACCGUGGCUCCCGAGAUCCGGUCUCUGAAGAACCAGCUGCAGGAGAGAGAGAGCAAGAUCCAGCACCUCCAGCAUGACUUUGAGAAGUCCAAGUCCAGACAUGACCAGGAGGAGAAGCUGAUCAUCAGUGCCUGGUACAACAUGGGAAUGGCUCUUCAUCAGAAGCUGGCGAAGGAGAGGACCGGGGCUCCAGGACACGCACAGUCCUUCCUGGCUCAGCAGAGACAGACGACCAGCGCGCGCAGAGGACUGAAGAACAGGCUGCAGCAGGGCCUGCCUCGAUGAGGGAGGAGCCAGGGAGCCAGGGGAGGAGCCGGGGAGCUGGGAGGAGGAGCCAGGGAGCUGGGAGGAGGAGCUGAGGGAGGGAGCUUCCAGAAAUCACAGCUUUACAAGCACAGUACAGUACAGAGACCGAUUUUUAUAUAGAGACUUUUCUGCCUCCGAUCGGGACAGGGAGCAAAUCAACACGCUGCCGCCCUGCUGGUGACACCUGGGUAACGCAGUCCAGUUUCAGUUCAGAAUGAAGAGGCAGAGAUUAGCCAGUGGUACCUCAUGAUCCACUCAGUUUGAUAAUAGGGUUUCUAGUGUGCCACUAGGGGGUGUCGGUUUUUAUUCUUUUAUUGGUGUGUUUUCAAUCUAAUUAUUUUAAUCUUACUGCUCUACUGUAUCCCCUCCUUUUCCAAACCUAUACCAAAAAAAAGAGUUGUGUUUGAAUGUGGAACACGCUGAGAA
Polyodon spathula (Mississippi paddlefish) is the source of this 2640-nucleotide messenger RNA. RefSeq names its product protein Hook homolog 2-like. Lineage: Eukaryota; Metazoa; Chordata; Actinopteri; Acipenseriformes; Polyodontidae. Gene Ontology annotation, cellular component: centrosome; cytoplasm. Gene Ontology annotation, molecular function: dynein light intermediate chain binding; microtubule binding. Gene Ontology annotation, biological process: cytoskeleton-dependent intracellular transport; cytoplasmic microtubule organization. The transcript has 22 exons. The record is from RefSeq and is a predicted model, not a curated record. Bases 1 to 2193 code for a protein of 730 amino acids.